Molecule: messenger RNA, 4484 nt
Organism: Stegostoma tigrinum
Lineage: Eukaryota; Metazoa; Chordata; Chondrichthyes; Orectolobiformes; Stegostomatidae
Gene: ctps1b
Product: CTP synthase 1b
Exons: 20
Coding region: 225-2003 (592 amino acids)
Biological process (GO): CTP biosynthetic process; pyrimidine nucleobase biosynthetic process
Cellular component (GO): cytoplasm; cytoophidium
Molecular function (GO): identical protein binding; CTP synthase activity
Source: RefSeq, a predicted model, not a curated record
ACCACUAGGAGCCUCUUUCUCUCCCUCUCUGACUCUGAGAUCCUGAGUUGCAUUGAGGGCCUGCUCUGAAACAGGAGCUCCGGAGCUUGCUGACACGUGUGUCUGUGUGGCUAGAUGUCUACACGGUACUCUAGAAAAGGCCUCUACAACUUCUUGUACAACCUGAACAUGGCGUCCCAACUCCUCUGCUCAAAGGUCUGAGCAAUGAAGAGACCAAAAGACAAAUGAAGUACAUUUUGGUGACUGGUGGCGUGAUAUCGGGGAUUGGAAAAGGUAUUAUCGCCAGCAGCAUUGGAACCAUCCUGAAGUCUUGUGGGCUACAUGUCACCUCAAUCAAAAUCGACCCGUACAUUAAUAUUGAUGCUGGAACAUUCUCCCCAUACGAACAUGGUGAGGUGUUUGUGUUGGAUGAUGGCGGCGAGGUAGAUUUGGAUCUGGGAAACUAUGAGCGGUUUCUAGACAUCCGUUUAACAAGAGACAACAACAUUACAACGGGGAAGAUCUACCAGUCGGUGAUUAAUAAAGAAAGGAAAGGAGAUUAUCUGGGCAAAACCGUACAAGUUGUUCCACACAUCACAGAUGCCAUUCAGGAGUGGGUGGUCCGACAGGCACUCAUUCCAGUCGAUAGCGAUGGUGUAGAGCCUGAAGUGUGUGUCAUUGAGCUCGGUGGUACAGUGGGAGAUAUUGAGAGCAUGCCUUUCAUUGAAGCAUUCCGUCAGUUCCAGUUCAAAGCCAAAAGAGAGAAUUUUUGCAACAUUCAUGUCAGUUUAGUUCCUCAGCCAAGUACAACGGGGGAACAAAAAACAAAGCCAACCCAAAACAGUGUUCGGGAACUGCGAGGCCUAGGACUGUCACCAGAUUUGAUUGUCUGUCGCUGCACAACUCCCAUGGAGAAAUCUGUCAAAGAAAAGAUCUCUAUGUUCUGCCAUGUAGAACCCGAACAGGUCAUCUGUGUGUAUGAUGUCUGUUCCCUCUACCGAGUCCCCUUAUUACUUGAAGCAGAAGGUGUGGUGGGCUAUUUUAAGGAGAGGCUCAACCUCCAGUUUGAAGCGAACUCUAGAAGACUACUGAACAAGUGGAAAGAGAUGGCAGAUAGGUAUGAUCGUACAUUAGAGAUUUGCUCCAUUGCAUUGGUUGGUAAAUACACCAAACUCUCAGACUCCUACGCUUCAGUCAUAAAGGCUUUGGAACAUGCGGCUUUGGCUAUUAACCAGAAACUGGAAGUAAAGUAUAUUGACUCUGCAGAUUUGGAACCUUGUAGACAGCUGGAUGAGCCUGUCAAAUUCCAUGAAGCUUGGCAGAACCUGUGUAGUGCCAACGGAGUCUUGGUUCCUGGUGGUUUCGGUUCUCGAGGCACAGAGGGAAAGAUUCUCGCCAUUGCUUGGGCCAGAAGACAGAAGAAACCGUUUUUAGGUGUCUGCCUUGGAAUGCAGUUGGCCGUUGUCGAAUUUGCACGAAAUGCACUUAACUGGCCAGAUGCUAAUUCUACUGAAUUUAAUCCUGAUACAAAGUAUCCUGUGGUGAUUGACAUGCCCGAACACAAUCCUGGAGAGAUGGGAGGAACCAUGAGACUUGGCAAGAGGAGAACGAUCCUGAAGGAAAAGAAUUCAGUAUUAAGGAGGUUGUAUAAGGAUUGUGACUACGUUGAAGAGCGUCAUAGGCAUCGAUACGAGGUAAAUCCAGCAAUGAGAAAUAACUUUGAAGAAAAGGGAUUUCAUUUCGUUGGCCAGGACGUGGAGGGAGAACGAAUGGAAAUAAUUGAACUAGAUGAGCAUCCCUAUUUUGUUGGCGUUCAGUACCACCCAGAAUUCACCUCCAGACCAAUGAAACCGUCACCACCUUACUUGGGCCUGAUGUUGGCUGCUUCAGGAAAACUUCAGCGUUACUUGGAAAAGGGUUGCCGGCUGUCGCCCAGAGAUACCUACAGUGAUCAAAGUGGGAGCAGUUCGCCUGAUUCUGAAAUUGUGGAUUUAAAACUGUCAGCUAUUCUAACACAGGAAUAAUACUUGGUGUCGCUUCAUUCUACAGCUCUGAAUGGUUGGUGUAUGAAUUGCAACUUCCUCUUGAUUUUACAGUAUUACAUAUUUGGUCUGUUGCUCUCGUCCACACAGCACACUGCCUGAGAACCAUCGUUUGUUUCAUUUCGUGUUACUUUGUGAGCGUCAGUGCAAAUUGUAUCCAUUUAUUAUAUAAAAGGAAUUAUCUUUCGUUCAGGUCUCCUAACAUAAGCCUGUAUAGAUUUUAGAGUUAAGUUUUGGAAUCUUGGAUUUUUCUACAGUGACAUGAAAUCAAAGUAACAUAUUGUAAUGGAAUUAGCAAGGAUCAUGUGGCAUACAUUUGGGACAUCGAAUGUAAAACCAAUUGUUCAUUUUGAAAAGUUCCUGUCUCCCAACGUUCUUAUGUUUAUGGCAAACUGUACUUUUCCUUUGACACUACCUCUGCAAAAUGUGGCUUUAACAGUGUACUACUUCAUUUUUGUUUAGACUCCUGUGUCUGAUUCAAGUUUCUCCUGAUGUUUUCUUUUAUACCUCAGUAUAUUGCAGGUGCAGGGUUGGAAGGAUUGCAUUUUUCUGUUUAGUUUAUGCACUGUUAAACUCAGUGUGAAACUGGGACUGCAAAAGUUUAUUUCAUGUUGUUGAGAGAUGUAACUUCUUAUUUUUUACACAAGGGUGGAAUUACUUGACUUUGUUUAGAAAAUGCAGUCACAUUAUUGCCAUAAAGAAACAACAAUCAGGGAAUUUGGGACUGUACUCUUUCAUGUUUCCAUUCAUUGCAAGCAAGUGAAUUACAGCUGAUUUUGUAGUUUGGGAGCAGACCCUUCAAAAAGCAGCUGCAUUAUAUUAGCUUAGCACUUCAGCCUUGUUCCAGCAAUUAAUUUGAUAAGUACCUAGGUUAGAACCAGCAUUGAAAGGCCUGUCUCAGAAGUUCCCCAGUUUAAAAAGGAGGUUGUAAUUCGCUAAGACACCCACAUAUUUUCCACAGCUUGAUGGAGUCAGAGCUGCUUGCUUUACUCAGCAGUCAUAUUGGCAUUCACACACAGAAGAAAGAAUGAUCCCAUCAUCGUCUGGUUCCUGCUUGAGUUCUUGCUCUGGAUUCAUGGCUGGAACUGGAUGAAAAAUCCCGAAGAACCGCACCAAAGAGGUCACUUUAAGAGUAUGGUUAAAUGCUCCUCUUCACCUUUAGAAUUGUUUUGAGACGUUGUUCCCAACUCAUUCCCAUGGACUUUAAGUCAGUUUAGAAUACAUUGCAAUUUAUGCUUUUGUUAUGUCACCCCAGCAUACUUGGCUUGACAGGGUAGAUGCUGAAAGGCAGUUUGCCCAGGUUGAGUAAGCUGGAAAUUAAAUGGGACAACCUCAGGAUAAGGAGUCGACAAUCUGGGACUGGAUGAGGUGAAAUUUCUUCUCCCGAGAAGUUUUCAAUCUUUGGAAUUCUCUGAGCAUCACGAGAUCUCUGUAGAUGUCUCUGAACUUGUUCAAGACCAGGGUUGAUAGAUUUUUGCGAAUCAAGGGAUAUGGGGGAAUAGUCCAUGUUGGUGGCAUUUUUUUCAGUCGGCCACUUCCUUACUGGAAGACACAGCAAACUUGGCUUCAGCUUGUAUUUCUUUGGUAACAUUAGAUUUUAUUUAUUUAUUCUUGGGACGUGGUCAUCGCUGCCUGUUCCUAAUUGCCUCAAGGGCAGUUAAGUGUCAGCCACAUUGCUGACAGUCUGGAGUCAUGUGGAGACCAGACCCAGUAAGGAUGGCAGUUUCUCUUGCCAGAGGAUAUUCAUGAAUCAGAUAGGUUUUUCCCAACCGUCAACACUGUCAUCAUUAUCCUCUUAACUCUAGAUUCUUAAAAAUUGAUUACAAAAUUCCACCAUCUGACGUGGUGAAAUUUGUACCUAGGUCCUCACUUCAGUGCCCGUAUCUCUGGCUUAAUAGUUCAGCAAUAAUACCCACCAGGCCAUCCCCUCCCCUGGAGUUUGAUGCUGAAGUAAUGGUGGUGACUAAUGAUGAGGUUCAGCCUGAUACAAGAGUGGAAUUGUGAACAAGCUCGCUUACAUUGAUGAUAACCAACAACUCAAACGGAUGGUAUCCGGGAAGCCCAAUCUUGAUCACCUUGGUUUACUCUAAUUUGGGUAGAUGCAACACUUGGCAGCUUAAAACCAGCAAACUUAUGGCAAAACAGCAACAUAUGUUGUCUGUGGUUAGACCCCUUCCCUGGCACUUUAACACAAGUAUCUGAACCUAUCAAUGCAAAAUACCCAUUUAACAACAUACAACAGGACAGGGUCUGUAUUUCCCCUCGUUCCAUGGUUAAUUAAGCAUUAACCAAGUGGGAAGAGCCAUAGCUGUAGACUGAACGUUGUGGAGUGCAAGUGGGUAUUUAUCAUAACCACAAGCUGUACCAAACUUGAAAUGAAACUGUGCCUGCUUUUAUAAUUCAUCAUGGAAAGAAACUCUUGAUUCAUAUAAUCUUGCAAUAAAGAUGAAUGGAAGUAUUGUA